Messenger RNA from Dimorphilus gyrociliatus, 2092 nucleotides. Lineage: Eukaryota; Metazoa; Annelida; Polychaeta; Dinophilidae. The record is from the annotation of a GenBank genome assembly.
AUUCAAUAAUAGAAGUAAUACAACUAGGAAUUGAGAACAGGGAAAAUGGCGACUGGAUAUAGCAUUCGAGAACAAACUUUUCAGAAUGCCGUUGAAACUGUGCUGAAACCCAACGGUGUUAAAGUUGGUGGCUAUCCCGAAGAUAUAUUUAUUGACUUAAAACAGGAAGAGAUCGAUAAAUGGACCUGCAACAUCUGUUACUUAGUCGCCAAGGACAUUAGGGAAUGCACUAAUAAGCAUCUCUUUUGCCAUACCUGCAUUUUUGCUUGGACAUUAACCUUUGGAGAAAACUCAGAAAAGUGUCCUGUUUGUAGAAUUGACCAAAAGACUUAUACGGAGGCAUGUGCGGAAAAUCAAUCAGUAUUAGAGAAGAGGGUCAGUUGUCCAGAAAAGGACUGUGGUUUCAGGGCUCCUCUCAAGAUAUUUUUGAUGCAUACGCAUGGAAAAGAAAAAUUCUCAAAUGAACAUAUUAAAGAUUUGGAAAAAUUAAGACCACCAGCACCAACAAGGGGAAGAAUGCUCGUUUUAUCACCCCACGGAUCGGGCCAGCAAAGACUAUUAUCUUUUCGAGAGCAAAUACAUAGAGGUAGAUUCGUGCUCCAACAAAUGAUGAUACUUCUACAUAUGGAAAAUCGACUGAGGGAACGAGCUACAAUGCAAGCAAAUUCAAACUCUACUCAGAGAAUUCGUCAAAUCGAUGAAGUUUUGGCGCUGAAUGAACAAUUAACCGAAGUGAACAACAUGCUAACUGCUUUGGCAAAUCUUAGUGAGAGUAGAGAUGUGCUACAGCUAACAAAUCCAAGUCCUCCCGUUCAAUCUUCUUUUCCACCAUCAAUCACAAGACACUUAAUUUCAAUUCCAGACCUUUCUAGCAGCGGCAGUACCACCGAUGAGGAAGAUGAUGAAACAAUAGUACGUUCCGUAUCAUCAGUAAACAAUACAUCGAGCUCGUCGAACAAUCCAUCUCUACCUAGAAUACUUAAUUCUUCGAUAGUAUCAGGAUCAACAGAAAGACGACCUCCAACUUAUGAAGUGAGAGAUGUGAUCUCCUCCACACAGGGAGCAAAUUCAUCCCGUGGAGCAACUCAACAGAACAACGAAUCUGAAACUCCGGCUGUUAGAAGACCUUACCCUCCCCGAGGAAGAUUUAAUCGUGCUAGCAGAGUAAAUAUGGAAAAUAGUAAUGCAGCUAAUAAUAGAAAUCCAGCAACGAGUAGUUCGCCCGAACGUCGUGGUCCUGCUACUCCUGGACAAUUAUUAAGAGCAAGGAGGAAAUCUACUCAACGUCCUAAUCGACCAUAGAAAAAUGCUACUCAAAUAAUGCAUUAGCAUACAUUCAAACCAUCCUUGCAACUAAUAUAUAAAGUACAUGCAGUAAAUCCAGUAUAUGUAUAUGAAUUUAUAUAUACUGUAUAUACAGUAUAUAAAAUAUAUAUACAUGUAUAUAAUUUAUUCUGAACAAAUAUUUAUAAAUUUUUUGCCAUUUACACAACGGUAUAAAAAGUUUGAAAUAGCUUAACAAAACGAUUAAUAAAAAAUUUUUUAAUAAAAUAAGAGGAAAAAAAUUAAUGGAACAUUGUUCUAAGAGUUUCAAUUACACCAUCUGAAGAUUUACUGAAAGGAAACAAUUUAGAGAUUCGAUUUCAAAAGGUUCGGUUUUUGCGCGAAUAGAAGGAAACUAUUUUAUUAGAAUAAAAUACUCUUAUCAUCUUAGUUACUCAUGACAAAAGAAAUUCAUUCUUUUAGGAUUGUUUACAUUACUAAAAUAAUACAAGCGUGUCCAUCGUAGAAUGAGAGCAUUGAAACAGAAAAUUUGCAUAAUUAUCCCCAUAUCAGUUUUGAAUUUUGACACCAUUCCUUUCAGCUUAAUUAUUAUUAAACAUAUACGCUUAUACAUGCACAUAAACAGAAAUAUGAAUCGCUUUCCAACAUAUAUUUUAGAUAUGGAAGAAGUGAAUAAGUCUUCAAUUAUUCUAUUCUUGUUCCAAAAGCGUUUACUGUCAAAGUACACAAAAAUUAGAUAUAUUUAUAGAUUUGAUACACAGUUAAAUUAUAUUUUUGUGAAACACCUUUUACAUAAAAUAUUAUACUG